AUGGUUUCUGCGUCAAAUUAUUCAACAAAAGAGGAUGAAGUGAUUCGAGGAAUUGAAUAUAUGCAAUUUUCGAUAUUUUGUGUAACUUUACCAUUUUAUAUUUUUGUAUUAUAUUUUAUUUAUCUCGGAAGAAAGAGAAAAAUCGAUCAAUUAUCCACGCCAUUUUUUCUUUUAUGUAUAACAACUGGAAUUAUUGAUAUCCUAAACUAUACCAACAAUUAUUUCAAUUCAAUGUUACCUAAAUGGGGUUGGGGUGUUCCAUUUUUUCUAUUCCUUGAUGGGAUAUACGCCCACAUAUAUUUUUAUAUUGCUUGGUCGACUGGAAUUUGUCAAGUAUUUUCAGUUGCGGUGAUUGCAUCAAAUCGUCUAACCGCAAUAAUAUAUCCUUUUCGGAAUAAUCAAAUAUGGAAUGCGAAAAAUUUGAGGAUCGCAAUUGGGAUUCAAUUCGUUCCCGGAUGCCUGCUGGCUUCUGCCACAUUUUUCAAUCCUACCCAAUUAUAUCGAAAUAAGUAUGAGGGAAUAGCUCCAAAAUUUAAAAAGUAUGAUUUUAAAAGAUGGAGUCCAACUCGGACUGUUCGAGAUAAAAAUCGAUUUCUUUGAAACAACAUUUUUUCAGUCAAAAUAUAACAUCAAUGUUUUUCCUGACUUGCGGGUUACUGGUUCUUAUUGUUUGUUUUUAUUUGAUUAUCGGGUAUUUUUACCUUUUUGUGGUUUUGCGGAGGAGUGCGACUAGAGUGAGUUACUCGAACUUCAGGGUUCAACAUUAUCAAUUGUUUGGGAGAAAUAGAAUGGCGUGGCUGUUGAUUGUCCCGGCAACGCUGAAGUUGCAAAAACAAUUCCCCGAUUUUAUAGAUCCCCAGGAAAAGCUUUUGAAGAAUGGAGGGAAUAGGAAAUUUCUAGUCCCUAAUGUAAGACUAUGUUUUCCUAGUACCUACAUUUCUAGGUUUUCCUUAGGCUCUAUAAAAUUAUCUAUGACUUACACAAACAAAUCCAAGCUUCUCUUCCAGAAUCACAAUACAUUCCGAAAACUAAACAUCAAAACAAAACGUCGUGACAUGAAGCUGUUAUGUAUGAGUUCACUAGUUGUUCUAACUCAAAUCACCGGUUUCGUUUUUCUCGCAAUAGCUGCUACCGAUAUUAUCGUCCUAAAUCUCGAAGAAUUCUAUCUUCUCUAUAAUAUUGUCAGUGAUUUAUAUUCUGGCCUAAGUCCAUAUUUAUUAUGGAUAUUCAGCGAUUCUCUACGAAUAUUCAUCUUCCAAGAGCUCGGUUUCAAUCAGAAACCAACAAAAAGAGCAACUAUUGCUGUUAGUAGAACAUCUGUUAUAAUAAUACAUCCUGUUUGAGAAUUUGGAAAAAAAGAUAGAUCUUAUCAUGUUUUCGCUUGUUGUUUUUUUUCUGAAACUGUCUCUUUCGAAUUAAAAAGAUAACAUGAAGCGGUGUUUUUUAAUGAAAAAAAAUAAUGUCUGGUUUUUUCUCGGUCGAGAACAAAGGAUUUUUCGAGAACACGGGUAUAAUUUCUGGAAAAACGUUGUUUCUUAAGGAAGGGAUGGCUCAGUGGCAGUGGUAGCUGUUGUCAAUCUCAGGGUCGCGGGUUCGAUCCCCGCUGCAAAUUUUCUUUUUGGAAAAAUCACAGCAAGACUGACAGAAAUCUAUAGGGAUAAAUGGUCAUUUUCUGGAACCUCACAGUAAAUCCUACUCAUAAAUCAAAACAGUUCCAGGCAUACCCCAUAAACAUCCCCAAUAAAUCUUUGAAAUGCCCCCACAAUUUUUUUGGCUAUCCGCGCGCAAAUCUCCGCCUUCCGCGUCCUUUAAAAAGGCGGCUGUCCAUCAAAGUUCAAGCAGAAAAACAUGGAGAAAGAGGAGAUUCGUGUUAAAGCCUACCGAUUUGUCGCCUAUGCUGCUGUCACGUUUUCAGUCGUUGCUGUUUUGACGGUAAGUGCUUUUUGAGCUUUUAAAAUUGGGUAAGGGGGAUUUUAGAUCACGGCCUUUCAGAAAUAGGAAAAAUUGCGAGUUGAGAGAGACGCAGAGAGUGAGAAAUACCAAACCUUUUUGCAGUUCGACUCCUCGUUUCAAGACCAAGCGCGGGAAGCGUCUUGAAUUCGAAAAUAUUUGAAAAACAUAUGUUUCCCGCGCUUUGGUCUCGAAACGAGGAGUCGAACUGCAAAAGGGUUCAAUUUUCCCUAUUUUUGAAAGGCCCGCCACUUCGUUCGAAUAGAGACUGUUGGGUCCUGAAGCGAUGAGCCAUGUUCCUUUAAACGAAUUCUCACUUAUUUACGGGGUUUUUCUCUAUUUGUUAGUCCAAGUGCCCGGUGAGAAAAAAAGAAAAGGUCAGAGACACAGAGGGAACAAUGAUGAUGCAAUCGAGUGCAAUAGAGCGCGCUUUCUCUGCUCUCCUGAAAAUUUCGCAGUCUCAUGAUAUUUCAGGUUUGCAUAACUCUCCCAAUGGUUUUCAACUAUGUAAGCCACGUCAAGAAAUCGAUUCAUCAGGAUAUUCGAUAUUGUAAGGGAUCAGCAAAGGAUAUCUGGUCAGAAGUGAAUGUUAUUCGAUCUUCUUCAGCCAAUAGAACUACUAGACAAGCCUAUGAUUCAACAUCUUCAAGUUCUUCAAAUUGUCAAGGAUGUUGUUUGCCUGGGCCAGCCGGGCCAGCUGGUAAUCCAGGAAAACCAGGCCGUCCGGGAAAACCUGGAGCCGCCGGAUUGCCCGGAAAUCCAGGCCGCCCGCCACAACAACCGUGCGAAGCUGUCACUCCGCCACCAUGCAAGCCUUGUCCACAAGGGCCACCGGGGCUUCAAGGGCCACCCGGACCUCCGGGGGAUGCUGGACUAGACGGGCAACCCGGUCAACCGGGGCAAGACGGGCAGCAAGGGCAGGCUGGGCCGAAAGGUCCGCCAGGGCAACCAGGACAACCAGGAACACCGGGACAGGAUGGGAAGGCAGGGCAAGACGCGCCUAGUGAACCGUUGCAACCUGGAGAGCCUGGAGAACCCGGGGAGCCUGGGCCACAAGGCCCGCCAGGACAUCCAGGACAACCUGGACAGGACGGUUUGCCGGGAGAGGCUGGGCCGAAGGGACCAACUGGACAGCCAGGGCAACCGGGAGUUGAUGGAAAUCCAGGAAUCGCUGGGCCGCCCGGACAACCAGGAACACCGGGAGAAAAGGGGAUUUGUCCGAAAUAUUGUGCUAUUGAUGGAGGGAUUUUCUUUGAAGAUGGAACAAGGCGUCGAUAA
Caenorhabditis angaria is the source of this 3228-nucleotide messenger RNA. The record is from the annotation of a GenBank genome assembly. Lineage: Eukaryota; Metazoa; Nematoda; Chromadorea; Rhabditida; Rhabditidae.